AACAGUCAUGGAAAUGGAGUUAAAGGCUUAAGAGAAUGACACCUGUUUUAAUUUGGUCAAGACAAUUGUUGUUUAUUACAACAAUUUUGAAUUCUCCCUAUAGAUUAGUUGGCUUUUUGCCCCAACCUUCAAAAUUCAUAAAUUAGAUUCCUUUUUUUCAUGUUUUCAUUUUUUUGACCCAAAAAAGUUCCAACCUUUUUUGUAGAACCCAUUUCGGUUCUUGUUGAAGAACACAAUUUGGGGACUUUAUAUAUUGUUUUUAAGGGAAGUAAAUCUGACCCAAAGUGCCAAAACAAGCUGAUAGCUUAAAACCAGUUGAGCUAUGGGGGUUACAAGUCCACUCAAAGGCCAUUCUAACUCUUAUUCUUUAAACAAGAAGCUCUUUUUGCCUUUUUCUGUUUAUGCCCCUUAUGCCCUUUUUUCUCUUCUUCUCAUAGCUCUCUUUCGCUUGAGUUUUCACCCUUUUUCAUCUUCCAUUAACCAAUCUCCUGUAUCUUUCUCCAGAGAGGGGAAUGUUUAUGAAAAUCCAUGUAACUACAGCAAUGGCAAAUGGGUGCAUGAUAGGGAUGGGCCUUUAUACAAUGGCACAACUUGUGGUACAAUCAAAGAAGGUCAAAAUUGCAUCUUACAUGGCAGACCUGACUUGGGUUAUCUUUAUUGGAGAUGGAAACCAAGGAAAUGUAGGCUUCCAAGGUUUGAUCCCAACACUUUCUUGCGCUUACUUAGAAACAAACAUAUAGCUUUUGUUGGUGAUUCAAUUGCUAGGAACCAAUUGGAAUCACUUCUUUGCAUGUUAGCUACUGUCUCUAAGCCUAACUUGGUUUACACAAGUGGGGCAGAUAACAAGUUCCGGAGAUGGCAUUUUGAUUCUCAUAAAAUUGUUGUAUCAGUUUAUUGGUCACCAUUUCUAGUUAGGGGUGUUGAGAAAUCAAAAACUGGUCCAAAUCAUAAUGAAGUGUAUGUGGAUAGUGUUGAUGAGAGGUGGGGAGCUGAUUUGGUUCAUAUAGAUAUGAUUGUAUUAUCAAUAGGUCAUUGGUUUCUUCAUCCAGCUGUUUAUUAUGAGAGUGGUUCAGUAUUAUGUUGCCAUUACUGUAAUGGACUAAACCAUAGUGAGAUAGGGUUUUAUGGUGUGAUGAGGAAGGCUAUAAAGACUGCUCUUAAGACCAUAAUUGAAAGGAAAGGGGCUAAUCAUGGUGAUGGGAUUGAUGUAUUCCUCACCACGUUUUCACCUUCGCAUUUUGAAGGCCAAUGGGAUAAGUUUGGUGCGUGUCCGAGGACAAAACCUUAUAGGAAAGGAGAGAAAAGGGUUGAAGGGAUGGAUGCAGAGAUGAGAGCUGUUGAAGUUGAAGAAAUGGAAACUGCAAAGCUAAAUGCUAAGAAGUUUAAAGGUAGGUUGAGAUUAGAGACAUUGGAUGUAACCAAAUUGUCUUUACUUAGGCCCGAUGGUCAUCCAGGACCAUACAUGUAUCCGUUUCCGUUUGCUAACGGGGUUCACGACCGAGUUCAGAACGACUGCAUCCAUUGGUGUCUACCAGGUCCUAUAGAUACUUGGAAUCAAAUAAUGUUACAAGUUAUCAGGAGAUGGAAUAUUCAAUCAAGGAGAGGAGUGAGGCUAAUACCAUAACCGUACCAUAUAUUGCUAGGUCUUCGGUUUCAGCGCUGUGGGGAUGUAAAUGUUAUAAGUAUGAAAUGUAUAGAGGAAUUUUAAAGAUCAUUUGCAGUUAUUUUAUUUGUUUUAUAGGUCACACUUCAUUGGGAGAUUGUGUGUGUGUGAGAGAGAGUUUGUGUUAGGCUUGAAUCUUGAGUACCGUUUUGGUGUAGGGAAUUUGAUUAUGUUGUGUGAGGGUUUAUGCAGAGAAAUUUAUAAAAUUUUACGUGUUGAUUUCAUA
This is a messenger RNA of Gossypium raimondii (Peruvian cotton), 1889 nucleotides long. RefSeq names its product xyloglucan O-acetyltransferase 1. Gene Ontology annotation, cellular component: Golgi apparatus. NCBI's taxonomy places the organism in Eukaryota, Viridiplantae, Streptophyta, Magnoliopsida, Malvales, Malvaceae. The transcript is spliced from 2 exons. The coding region runs from base 323 to 1624 and encodes 433 amino acids. Gene Ontology annotation, molecular function: O-acetyltransferase activity. The record is from RefSeq and is a predicted model, not a curated record.